Molecule: messenger RNA, 709 nt
Organism: Salvelinus sp. IW2-2015
Lineage: Eukaryota; Metazoa; Chordata; Actinopteri; Salmoniformes; Salmonidae
Product: succinate dehydrogenase cytochrome b560 subunit, mitochondrial
Biological process (GO): tricarboxylic acid cycle; mitochondrial electron transport, succinate to ubiquinone
Cellular component (GO): membrane
Molecular function (GO): oxidoreductase activity, acting on the CH-CH group of donors; electron transfer activity
Source: RefSeq, a predicted model, not a curated record
UUGAAUGCGGCAUAACAUCUAGACACGCCAUAUCCUGUUUCAGCUGUCAAAUAAAAAAUGGCGUUGCUUCUAAGGACCUUUACCCGAAAGGGCACUUGCUUGUUCCGCCCUCAGUUUGGCAGUCUAUACAGACAUGCUGUUCCAAUGGGAACCACAGCAAAUGAGGAAAUGAACACGUAUUGGGCUAAAAACAACAAGUUGAACCGACCCAUGUCGCCACAUCUGACCAUCUAUAAGUGGUCAUUGCCUAUGAUGAUGUCCAUCACACACAGAGGCACAGGAGUGGGACUCAGUGGAGGUAUCUCAGCAUUUGCUCUAUUGGCACUGGUGUUGCCAGGUAACUAUCCAUACUACCUUGACUUGAUCCACUCCCUGUCCGUUGGUCCUGCUCUGCUCAGCCUUGCCAAGUUUGGCAUUGCCUUCCCUGUGUCCUACCACACCUUGAACGGAAUCCGCCAUCUGUUUUGGGAUAGCGGUAAGGGAUUUAAGAUUCCUGAGGUGUAUCGCUCGGGCUACGUGGUCAUUGUGCUGUCAAUACUGACCUCCAUUGCUGCCAUUGCAUACAUGUGAGCAGCAUGACGAGAGCAGAGAAAAGGAGUGCAGGAAGAGAGAGAGGAGGCGGACACGAGGGAUGUUUUUUUAAUUUAAUGUUCUGGUCUUUGUGUCCCCAACACAGUAAUUGAAUGAAUAAAUAAAUAUGUCUAACCUA